CAACCCCGCAGGUGCCGCAACCAACCCCGCAGGUGCCGCAGCCUACCCCGCAGGUGCCGCAGCCUACCCCUCGAGAGCCACGGGCACCCCGUAGACAGCCCAGGCAGCAGGAACUUGAUGGUGCUGUGAUGACGGCUACUGCCGCAUACGUUCGCCAGAGCCAGUUGGAGGAAGCCAGAGUUCAAGAGGACACUCGCUUCCGCCAACAACUGCUGGAGCAAAACCGGCAGCACCACGAGGCCCACCUGCAGAGCCUGCGGCAGCACCACGAGGCCCACAUGGAGAGCCUGCGGCACCUCGGGGAGGAGGUGGCGGGAAUGCGGGAAGUGGAGUCGCAGCGCCUCGAAGUGCAGCGGCAACGCCUCGAAGUGGCGCGUCGGUCGCACGAGACCAACGAGCGCCUGCUUCAGCUGCUGCUGGCUGCACUGGGGCAUGGUGGCAGCCAAGCCCCUCCCCCCUCUCAGGCCCCACAUAAUUAAAGGAUGCAAAGGUAGCAUAGGCAAGGAAUUUGUAACUUAUAUUAAAAUUUGCUGAUGUAUUAAUGAUAUGAAGGGCAAAUAUUGCUAGUUUGCAAAUAAAUAAUUGCUGAAGUCACCCUUUAAUGCAACCAUAAGUAGCAUAGCCAUUGCAGCAUGAAUUUUUUCUUCAAGGUUUACAUCAGCCAUAAGAGCGUGCACACCAUCAGGCUCACCUGCAAAAGUGCCUGUAGGCCUGGUGUGUGCGGGCAUUCCGACCGUGGCACUGCAAUUUUGAGGUGCCUAGUUAUUGUCAUGUCAAUUUAAGCACGACGCCACACUGCAAGUGUUCUACAAUUUAAUCCUUGUCAUCGAAUGGUGAAAUUUUCAGGCCUUACUAUAAUGUCGAAAGCAACCUGUCAAUAUACACAGCAAAAAAGAAAAAAGUUAUGAAAAUUCCUUGCCUAUGCUCCUUCUUUUCAUUUGUAAUGUUUAUUUUUUGUUUGUUGCAUACGCAUAUUUGUUUGUGUCACUACGUACUGAGCUGGAAUGUCUCUUUUCUUGCACAUCUGUCUCAUUAUCAAACAAUUUGUUGUCAUUCAGUAAUCUUUCAGGUUGUGAUACAUCGUAUUUUAGCCCUUGUGGUGCAAUUUGUGUGUAAUAUUUAUGCAGUUUGUCUUACUGAAUAUCAUAAUAUGGUGCUAUGGCUCUUUCAGUUUGAGCGCCACAACAGCAUGUUCCUUUCACAUGUAGUGAUGUACCUAUACAUUUCGCUGUGAUAAAUAUUCGGUUGGCAUGUGAUUUAAGCACCUGCUCAUUUCUGUUUCUGGUGCAGUUUAAGCCAGUUGUUAUUACUGUGUACUUGUGCAGUGUACAACAGUUUUCUUAAACGAUGCAUGCCGUUACCUGUGAUAUAUUAUGAUGCAAGAACAAUGUGAUCCGAUAUUUAUUCCAACGUGUCUGUGAUAUGUUGCAUAAUGUCUCUACUACUGAGUACUCAUGAUUCUCACACUUCUUCAAUGUAGAGACUGUCGCAUGUGAUGUGUGCAUAAACAAGUGUAUGUUGAAGACUGAAAUACAGAAAGGUGCAGUUUU
Molecule: messenger RNA, 1550 nt
Organism: Dermacentor andersoni
Lineage: Eukaryota; Metazoa; Arthropoda; Arachnida; Ixodida; Ixodidae
Source: RefSeq, a predicted model, not a curated record